UUCUUUUCAUAGAACUGUCACAUUUUUAGGUUAGGUUAUUCUUUAAGAACUAACAUUUAGGUUAUAGAUUCUGUUUUAUACAAAUUUACAUUUCAUAGUAAUUUUUGUAGCAAUGGUUGUAGCAAUAGGUUUAGAAGGAAGCGCUAAUAAAUUAGGCAUUGGAAUUAUCAAAGAUGGAAUUGUGCUAUCAAAUUGCAGACGUACUUAUAUUACACCACCAGGAGAAGGCUUUUUACCAAGGGAAACAGCCCAACACCAUAGAGCCAACAUAAUCAGUUUAAUACAAGAAUCUUUGCUCAAAGCCGCAAUUAAACCACAUGAAAUUGAUGUCAUUUGCUACACAAAAGGUCCAGGAAUGGCCCCACCCUUAGUGUCUGUUGCAAUAGUUGCUAGAACACUUGCUCAAAUUUGGAACAAGCCAAUUUUGGGUGUUAAUCAUUGCAUAGGACACAUAGAAAUGGGAAGAUUGAUAACAAGUGCAAAAAACCCAACUGUUCUUUAUGUUAGUGGAGGUAAUACGCAGGUUAUUGCAUAUUCCUCAAAGCGGUACAGGAUAUUUGGUGAAACAAUUGAUAUAGCUGUUGGUAAUUGUCUUGAUAGGUUUGCUCGAGUAUUAAAAUUAUCUAAUGACCCAAGCCCUGGAUAUAAUAUAGAACAAUUGGCCAAGAAGGGAAAGAAAUUAUUACCAUUGCCAUAUGUGGUCAAAGGCAUGGAUGUUAGUUUUUCGGGCAUUCUUUCUUAUAUUGAGGAACAAAGCCAUCAUUUAUUAAAAGAAACAAGUAAUGAUAAUGCAUGGACAAAAGAAGAUUUAUGUUUUUCACUUCAAGAAACAAUUUUUGCAAUGCUUGUUGAAACUACAGAACGAGCAAUGGCUCAUUGUGGUUCCAAUGAGGUUCUAAUAGUUGGAGGUGUUGGAUGUAAUGAAAGACUUCAAGAGAUGAUGAAUGAAAUGUGUAAGGAAAGAGGUUCAAAGUUGUUUGCUACUGAUGAAAGAUUUUGCAUUGAUAAUGGUGUUAUGAUUGCUCAUGCUGGUUCAGAAAUGUUCCGUAGUGGCAUAAGAAUGCCUUGGAUAGAAUCUACAUGCACCCAAAGAUUUCGAACAGAUGAGGUUGAAGUUACUUGGCGUGAUGAUUGAUCACUAUUCUUAUUGUAAUUUUAAUUUGAUAUU
Messenger RNA from Ctenocephalides felis (cat flea), 1168 nucleotides. RefSeq names its product probable tRNA N6-adenosine threonylcarbamoyltransferase (gene Tcs3). Gene Ontology annotation, cellular component: EKC/KEOPS complex; cytoplasm. Gene Ontology annotation, biological process: tRNA threonylcarbamoyladenosine modification. The transcript has 4 exons. The coding region runs from base 113 to 1135 and encodes 340 amino acids. The record is from RefSeq and is a predicted model, not a curated record. Lineage: Eukaryota; Metazoa; Arthropoda; Insecta; Siphonaptera; Pulicidae.